AUGCAAUAAUUGUUACAAACAGAAGAAAUGAAAUGUAGAAAACAUUCGAAGGCUAAAGAAAAUUUAACUCUAGUAGGACAUAUUUAAGAUGAUAGACAACUUUUAUGUGAUUUAUGUAAUUAUAAUGGUCUAUGUUAAAUCAAAUUAUUGGAUUUGGAAAAUUUUUUACAGUAAUUCAACAACUAGAUCCAAUUUUUUCAUAAAGAAGCCAAUAACAUAAAUUUGCUGAUAACAGCUGCAAAAAAAAUAACAGAAUUAGUAUAAUAAAUAGAAAAAGGGUUAAUAGAAAUUGAUAAGAAAAUAUAAUAAAAAUAAAAAAUGAAUUAAACUAUUUAGUCAUAUUUAAAUUCUCCUUUGAAUGAGUAGAGAUUAAAAGAAUUAUUACAAUACCUAAAAAAUAACCAUAUAGAUGAUUAUAAGGUUAAGUCAAACAAAAGUAUGCUAGAGAAUGAAAUAUUAUAAUAAAGGAAGUACAUUUAAACUCUCAAUAUUAUUUAAAUGGCAUAGGAUGAAAUUAAUAAUAUCCUAGUUUAACAACCCUCCAUAAAUAAUGAAAAAGAAUAGACAUUAAAGUAAGUUUAUUUAUUUGAUAAAUAAGUGGAACAAGAUUUUGAUCAGCAAAUUUAAGUGUACGAUAUGCAAUUGAAUAAUACUGGAAUGCUUUUGGCUGUUGGUAGUAAUAGAAUAGAGAGUGAUGGCUGUUAUGCUUAAAUUUGGGAAAUUGAUGGAGGAGUCUUGAGGAAAUGUUGCUCUCUCAAAGGUCACUAGAGAGAAGUGAAAACGCUGUUUUUUAAUUAGGAAGAUACUGUUUUUACUGGUAGUGUUGAUUCAACUAUAAAAGUUUGGGUAAAAUAACAGAAUGAAAAUAAAUGGGAUUUAAAACAGGAUUUAGUCAAUUUUCAUUCUUUAGCAGUUAAUUGUAUUUAAUUACAUUACUCUAAUCCUAAUUUUUUUGCCUCAGGAAGCGAAGAAUUGAUAAUCUGGAAAAAGGACUUAUUAUAACAUGGCUAAUGGGUGUAAGAUUCCACAUUUAAAAAUAAUAAAAGAAUUAUAUCUGCUCUAAGUUUUACUGACAAAGGGAAUUUAUUGAUAGUAGGAAGUGAUGAUCGUUUAAUCUAAAUACUGGAAUUCGCACAUAAUUAAUGGAAGUUAAAGCAUAAAUUUGACCAAAACAAUAAAAUCAUGCAAAUCAUUCCAACAUAUAAUAGGGACUUUAUUUCAUUCUAGAUAGAUGGAGAAUAUACUGUCUGGAAAUGUAAGAGCGAAAAUAAUGAUAUAUCAUGGAAUUAGAUAUAGAAUAAGCAUGAAGGUUAAAUUAAAAAAUUGAGCUUUUCUUUGACCAAAAAACUUUUAGGUGUAACAUAUGAGGAUAAAAAAAUUAAACUCUUUCAAAUUGAACCUGAUGGUAAAUUAUCAGAGAAAUAACUUGAUAAUAAUGAAGGGGAAAUCAUGAUAAUGUCUUAUUUGUCACCCUCUAAAAUAGUUUCGCAAAAUCCAUUAAUAACUAAUGUAGGUAAGCAAGGUAACGGAAAUUAGGAUAUCAUGUUUCUAAAUGGUCCUAAAGUUCAAAGCCCUUUAAUAGUGGGAAUACAAGGCGGGUAGUAAGGAGGCUGGCAAUAAGGUGGAAUGUAAGGCUUUUAAUAGGGUGGAAUGUAAGGCUGGCAAUAAGGUGGAAUUUAAGGCUUGCAAUAAGGUGGAAUUUAAGGCUGGUAAUAAGGUGGAAUGUAAUUAGGCAUAUAAGGCUAAUAGUAGGUAAGCAUAUAAGGCUGGUAGUAAGGAGGAAAUUAAGGAUAUUUGAUGAAUUUCAAUCCAAAUUAACAAAAUGUCAAGGGAACAAUGGUAAAUGUAAGUAAUCCUGUUUUUAACCCUUUAAGAAUAUCAGAAAUGGCAAUAGAAUAAUCAAAAUUUGUGAAGGUUAGUAAAGGAAAAUUGCAAGUUUACUUAGAGAGAAGUAAACAAAGUUGA
Messenger RNA from Paramecium octaurelia, 1965 nucleotides. The record is from the annotation of a GenBank genome assembly. NCBI's taxonomy places the organism in Eukaryota, Ciliophora, Oligohymenophorea, Peniculida, Parameciidae.